Torulaspora delbrueckii is the source of this 1194-nucleotide messenger RNA. Its product is annotated as agmatinase. Gene Ontology annotation, molecular function: agmatinase activity; metal ion binding. Lineage: Eukaryota; Fungi; Ascomycota; Saccharomycetes; Saccharomycetales; Saccharomycetaceae. Bases 1 to 1194 code for a protein of 397 amino acids. The transcript has a single exon. The record is from RefSeq and is a predicted model, not a curated record.
AUGCUUUAUUUGUUCUCUUUAUGUGUGCUACUGAGCUUGGCUUGGUGUUAUGAAGAUCGUGCAACUGACGACUUAGACAGACUCUGGGGCCAAGAUUGGCCAUUUAGUGGGAUCAAUACUUAUGCUCAUCUACCACACCAAAAAUGUCUAUUGGACAAGAAUUUUACUUUUGAUAUUGGUAUAAUUGGUGUCCCAUUUGACAGUGCAGUAACUUAUCGUCCAGGAGCUCGAUUCGGUCCCCAGGCAAUUCGUGCGGCCUCUCAGCGUCAGAUCCCAAUUCGUAGUUUCAAUUUCAGAGCUGGAAUUAAUCCUUAUCAGAAAUGGGCCAAAGUUGUGGAUUGUGGUGACAUACCCGUUACUCCAAUGGAUAGCAGUUUAGCCCUGGAAAUGAUGACAGCUGCUUAUGAGAAUUUGCUCGAUAGAGAUAGUGAGUAUUCAAAGAGCUCGAUGCCACCUAGACUACUUUCGCUAGGCGGAGACCAUAGUAUUAUUUUACCAGUGAUUCGAAACCUUUACAAGCUUUACGGCCCCAUCACAGUUUUACACUUUGAUUCACACCUGGAUACGUGGUCUCCAUCAAAGUAUCCCUCCUAUUGGCAUAGUAAGUCCUCUAAAUUCACUCAUGGCUCAAUGUUAUGGAUGGCAAAGCAAGAGGGUCUUUUGUCCGAGCAUAAUGUUCACGCUGGUUUAAGAACCCGUCUAAGUGGCGUGGAUUGGGAAGACUACGAAGAUGAUGAUGACGUUGGUUUCCACAGAAUUGAAAGUGAUGACAUUAUCAGACUCGGUGUACAAGGGUUAGCUGAAAAGAUUAAGCAGCUCCUUCCAAAAAAACAACCACUUUAUAUUUCAGUGGACAUCGAUGUUCUGGACCCUAGUGCAGCUCCUGGAACAGGUACCGUCGAGGCGGGCGGUUGGCUCACAAGGGAACUUAUAUACCUCUUACGCUCUUUGGAGGAUUAUCCAAUCGUCGGAGCCGACGUGGUAGAAGUUUCCCCGCCAUUCGAUCAGAGUGAGAUAACAGCUAUAGCUGCUUCGCAAAUAGCCUAUGAACUGCUCACUUCGAUGGUGAAAAGUGGCCCUAUAGAACCGCAAAUGAUCCAAGAAAAUGGCCUGUUCAAUCUAAGAGCCUUGCAAGAUAAUCAUGUGGAUUUUUCUGCUGCAAAGCCAGAUACAGACUAUGAUAAACUUUUGUAA